AUGGCUGCAACUCCGAGUUCGGAAGUGUUUCGAGCCAGAUUGAAUUCGUUAUGUCUUCGUGAUUUUCCAUGCGAAUACAGUCAAUGGACUCAAAGGGAAAGGAAGAAGUAUUCCAAAGGAGAAGUAAUCCACUAUGAAUCUAAAGACUCUCUUAAAGAACUAAUCAAGAGUAAGGUGUGGAACCAUGAUUUCAAGUGGAGUCGUGAAGCGUCUGAGCUACGAGAAUUAGCAAUUAAGUCUCCAUGGCUAAUUGAUGAUGAAUUUAUUAGAAGCUAUUUUAAAACCUUACGCUUUGUAGAUGAGAAAAUCACGCAAAUUGAUGAAGGAAUGCUACAAUUAGUCAGUUUGGAAGAACUUACCUUAAGUGCCAACAAUUUGGUCACAAUAGAAUCUAAAAAUUUGCCUAAGUCCUUACAGGUACUAGAGCUGUGUGCGAACCAAAUCAGCGAUUUGACAUCAUUAUGUCGACAUCCCUUGCCUUUGCGACACCUAGGUCUUGGUUACAAUCGUAUAUCAUCUCUACGAAAUUAUUUCAGUUCUAACUCAUGGCCUCACUUAUUGUCACUGGAUUUAAGUUAUAACAAUUUAACUAACUUGCCUGACGUUAUGGCAACUCUAGCGUUGCUGCCAAAACUUCGUAAUUUGGUUCUACAAGGAAAUCCGCUUUCUUUUUCACCAGCAUAUCGUGGAGCCUUCAUUGAUGCGAUUCGUAGCUUGACAUCUCUGGAUGACAUUCUGAUUACUGCUGAUGAGAAACAUCAUUACAAGGGAAUAUCUAAAUGUCAAGAUCCUUUAUUCAACGGUGCUUGCGUACUUGUAUGUAUAAAUUUGCUGAAUAACUUAAGAAUGCCGGAAGAAUUAAAGGGUUGUGAACCUCAUAUUCCAUACCCCGUUAUCGAAUACAAAUAUUCAGUUGAGUUUACUAUCCCCGAAAGUAAUCAACCAACAAACGAUCAAAACCUGUAUCUGCACUAUGGUAGAGUGUGCAAGCCCCUAGGCUUAGAUGAAAACCCGGAAGCUAUCUCAAGAAAGCACGAUCGUAGGAGGCAACGUAAAGACUAUCAAGAUAAACGAAGACAAAAAAGACAGGAAUCGCCAAGAUUAAGAAAGUUAGACGCAGAUGGAAGGGACGGUGAAAAUUCUGAUGGAGCACUAAAAUCAGAAACUUUUGUACCUGAAGCUGUUCAACUUCAGCCCAGUAAAUUUUUAAUUGACGAAAGUGGUUAUCCGUUAACGGAUUGGAUAAUGGAUUCUAGAGUAGCUGAAAAAUGUAACAUUAAUGAUUCUGAGUCAGGCGAAAUUCAGAAUCCUUCAGAAAAACGAAUACAAGCGAGCAAAACUUGGGUAGCUCUUGACGGUAUAAGUUUUCUUCCAACUAGUGUCCACAGUGCAUCAACUCAGGGACAUAUUUGGUCUGAGAGAAUGAAUUAUGCCUUUGAAUAUUUAUUUACAUGCUAUGAUUUGGCACAUCUUCGCGAUUACUUUGCUCAAGGAAUAACAUUGGCUGUCAUAGAAAGUCGACGAUAUGGCUUUUUAGACGAAGUUGAUGCAAUCAAUUAUGCUAAGAACAGAUAUGAACCUACAAAGGAUAUUGAUACCGCAGACACCCUUCAUAGACCAAGAAGUACUUCAUCAACUGGAUCUAGGAAUGAAAAAUUACAAGUCAAAACUAAAAAAGAUGGUGUUCGUAUCAAAACAAUAAAAGAUCGCGAUAAGGAUCAUCUAAGAGAUAGGGAAACCCAAAAAGAUAAAGAAUACAAAGAUUAUCAAAAAGAUCAUGCAAAGGAUGUCAAGCGGGGACGGAAAAAGGAUAAAAAGCAAACAGAUGAACGUAAUCUUUUCUAUACACCAGUAGAAAAGAAAUGCAUAGCUAAGACACAUUUAUCGUUAGUAUCUUUAUGGGAUGGUGAGAUGUCUGUUCAUGCAAACUGUAUUUGUACAAAUUUGGAUAACGAAGGGCCAAUGAAAGCAUUAGAACAAGAUAUGGAGGCAGUGGCUAUAGAUGCUCCCAUUGUCGAAAUUAUCGAUACGAAUAAGCGUAAUGCGAAAAGAAGAGAGUCUACAGAAGUUGAAUUCCCAAUUGGACAACGCCUGAACAAGAGGCGAGAUUCGAGUGAUAAAACACUAUUAUUAGCUGAAAAAAAAACCGACGAUGGAAACAAAAUGCGUCGACCAAGCUUUAGUAAAGAAGAAGAAAGGGGUAAUGAAAUAAACCCAGUGAAUCGAGGUAUAGCUCACAACGUACUAAGAGUAGACGAAAAAUCAAAUCAUAAAGCGCAGAGUAAUGCAUCCAGUAAUAAAUCAAGUAAAAGUUUAAAAAAUGAGGAAAAAAAUAAAAAAGUUACAGUUGGCCAGAAGGUAGAUAUUGAAGAAGAGACCGUAAAUGGCAAAGUAGAAUAUGCUCCAAUCUCGAUAGAUGCUGAAAUUAAACUUUUACGUUGGAAAACAGCUGCGGAAGCGUACGAAAACAAGCUUUGGCACUUAAAUCAGAAACAAGAACACAAGAUUGAAGAAGGGUAG
Molecule: messenger RNA, 2520 nt
Organism: Trichoplax adhaerens
Lineage: Eukaryota; Metazoa; Placozoa; Uniplacotomia; Trichoplacea; Trichoplacidae
Exons: 11
Coding region: 1-2520 (839 amino acids)
Molecular function (GO): protein binding
Source: RefSeq, a predicted model, not a curated record